AGAUGGCAGCAGUUCAUUGCAGUCACCGCCUCGGUCUGAGCGAGGACACUGGAUGUAGAUUAAUGGUAUAAGAUGCAAUAGAAACCUCCUCUGCAGCUAAGAAGACACGUAGAGAGGAAAACAAUAAGUACAUUAAUACUUUUAGUCCAUUUUACGCACACAAAUGCACAAUUGUCUUUGGAACAUUUACGCAGUGCUGUUUAUCCGAAGUAAUUCACUUAUGAAAAACUACACUGUCGACAUUUUUUUCUUCACAGUAUUUGUCUUUUUUCACACUAUACAGGUCUGUUGUGUUAACAGCUGCAUUAUUAUCCAUGAAUAAGACGCUAAUAGGCCCUUUGCGUGCGUAAAAGUGACUAAAAUAACCGAAAGAUCAACUUGUUAGAACCACUUUGUGUUUUAUAAAAUGUAAACGUACAGUUAGUUAACUUAACCAGUAAUAGUUCAGGUUCAAUUUCGGAGUUGUUCUAAAACUAAGAAAAUUUCAUUCAAGGUUUUCUUUUCACGUUCUUCGGAAAAAAAAAAAAAAUAAUCUGCGCUCCAGUGUCUCCAGGGGUCUAAUGUUUGCGCUGGACCCGUGGGUGUGGCGUCAGUGGGAGGAACCGUGACCCUGGAGUUUAAAGGUCCCUGUUUCAGCGAGAUGCUCGGCACAAGCCACCAGCUUCAUCCUCCAUCCUCAAUCCUUCCAUCCUUCCAUCCUCCAUCAGGUCUGUGUAGCCGCGGUCGACAUGUCUAACUCGGACAGGGUGGUGCUGGUUCUGGGGGGAGCGGGGACCGUGGGCUCCGGAGUCGUCAAAGCGCUGCUGGAUAAAGGUUUCAGAGUGGCUGUGAUCUCCAGAGAAAGCAGCCGACUGGAGAAACUCAGGUCGUUUGUGUCCCCCAACACCAAGGAAAACCUCACCACUGUAGUGGGGAACGUGGGCUCGGAGGAGGAGGUGGAGGAGGUGAAGGAGGCCCUGCUGAAGGAGGUGGGGAAGGUGACCGACAUCGUUUCCUCUCUGGGCUUCAGCUGGUGGCAGGGAGGACCCCCCCACACCCAGAGCCUCAAAGACCUGCACUGGGUCUUGGAGACGCUGCUGUUCAGCACGUUCGUGUCGUGGAAGGCCUUCUUCCCCCUGGUGAGGGACGACUCGGACUCUACCUACACCUUCAUCACAGGAGGAGCUGGAGAGAAGCUGCUGAUGCCUGGGACUGGAUUCCUGACGGUGGGGGCUGCCAGUACUCUGGCCUUCUGUCAGGUUCUCCGUGAGGAGUAUCCCGAUGUGUCCUGCAAACUCAACCAGGUGAAGAUCGACGCGGGCGUGGCCCCCCCAGAGCGCAUGGCGCCCGGUUACCUGAACCACCUGGACCUGGGCGAAGCCGUGGCCACGCUGGUGGAGAGACGGAACACGUCCCACCACGUCUUCACCGUGUCCAGCCCCGCGGACUUAAAGACUGUCAUUCUGGAGAGGAACCUUUAGACUCUGGAGACGCUCCAUCGUCCUCCAUCAUCAUCGUCGUCAUCAUCUUCCCUUGUUGCCAUGGGAACGCACUGCUUCUGCUCCUGCACUCUCCCCGAACACAUCCACAGCGUCUCCGAGUCUGUUCCUCGUCUCCCUCUCAGUCUAUGAGUGUGUGCUUUGUUUGUCAGAUGUUGUUCUUCUCUGCUUCGUCCUGAUAUUCUACGAUACACUACGAUACUACCAUGAUACCCUACGAUACUACAAUGAUACCCUACGAUACUACCAUGAUACACUACGAUAAAACCGAUACUCUACGAUACUACCGAUACACUACGAUACCACCACGAUACACUACGAUACUACCGAUACCCUACGAUACUACCGAUACCCUACGAUACUACCAUGAUACCAUACGAUACUACCAAUACUCUACGUACGGCCACAGUUUUUUUUCAAACCCAACGGUUGAAUGGAGUCAGUAGAAACUGAUGCCACAGGGAAGAGGAGAUUAUGCUAAGACGUAGCGACGUUAGCCGAUUCUCCAACGACUGGUCUGUGAUUAAACCCUGUGGAGUCUGUAACUGCUAAGAAGUUCUAGCCUGGUCUAGUCAGACUCUGUUCUGAUCAGAAUGUGAUGAUAAGUAGGUGGAGGGAUCAAGUUGUAUUUUAUUAAGGGGUGUGUUAAAUGUGAUUCACUGUUCUUAUAAAUGUUGCAGUAACUCCACUCAUCUGGUCUAAGUUCAGGAGCCACCAUCGUCCCUUAAUGACUUAAAGCCACGACCCAAAUCAAAGAAAAUGUUCAACUGAAUGUAAAGAUUGUGCAGUUUGAACCCGAGAAUAUCACAGGAUGAAAACACACAAAAAAAACGAAUGUAACGAUAAACGAUGCUAGAGAAGGAAAUGUCGUCGUCUUUUACGCUCAAUUAGCUGCUUUUUAAUUCAAACCAGAACUCUUCAGUAACAGACUCGGAGCUUUCAUGCAAAAACAUCUACAAUCACAACAUCUCACUAACACUGAACUACCAUUUUUAACACUCAUUUGUACUUUAUUUCAUGUAUUUUACAUGAAAACACCAACUACUGAGAAAUAUAUGAAAAAUAAAUAAAAUGACUCUAAUUCUGCAUCUUCA
Mugil cephalus (flathead mullet) is the source of this 2572-nucleotide messenger RNA. RefSeq lists its product as uncharacterized. Gene Ontology annotation, biological process: fatty acid beta-oxidation. Gene Ontology annotation, molecular function: 2,4-dienoyl-CoA reductase (NADPH) activity. The coding region runs from base 729 to 1460 and encodes 243 amino acids. The transcript is spliced from 6 exons. Gene Ontology annotation, cellular component: mitochondrion. The record is from RefSeq and is a predicted model, not a curated record. Lineage: Eukaryota; Metazoa; Chordata; Actinopteri; Mugiliformes; Mugilidae.